This is a messenger RNA of Carassius gibelio (silver crucian carp), 4874 nucleotides long. RefSeq names its product hepatic triacylglycerol lipase-like. Gene Ontology annotation, biological process: lipid metabolic process. Bases 71 to 1546 code for a protein of 491 amino acids. The record is from RefSeq and is a predicted model, not a curated record. Lineage: Eukaryota; Metazoa; Chordata; Actinopteri; Cypriniformes; Cyprinidae. Gene Ontology annotation, molecular function: triacylglycerol lipase activity; apolipoprotein binding. The transcript is spliced from 9 exons.
GUCAGACUCUCGUCCUCGAGGAGCAGAAGAGCAGAUCCACAGCAGAAACUCCUGAACCCUGCAGAAGAUCAUGAGAGUCCUGAGAGCUUUACUCCUCAUGAGUGCUGUCACAGCGUCUGUCAGAGGAGAUACUAACUUUACAGCAGAGACUCCUCCAGUAAAGACGGUGCUAAAGUCCAGCUUCCAUCUGUAUCAUGAGGGCAGUGUGUUUGAGGAGACUUGCGCCGUGGUCCCGUUCCGGUCAGAAACUCUCCACAGAUGUGCUUACAACCACAGUGACCCACUGGUGCUGAUUAUACACGGAUGGACGAUGAAUGGACGCAUGGAGCCCUGGAUCUUCAAUCUGGCUUCUGCACUGAAGCUCCGGCUCGAGCGGGUCAAUGUGUUCAUCAGUGAUUGGAGGAAGCUGGCACUUCAGCCGUAUCCAGUCGCAGCCAAGAAUAGCAGACAGGUGGGGCGGGACGUGGCCGCGCUGCUCAAAUGGCUGGAGGAAGUGGCUGAGCUCUCCAUGAAUGACGUCCAUCUGAUCGGCUACAGUCUGGGAGCGCAUGUGGCCGGAUUCGCUGGAAGUCAUUUCAGAGGGCUGAGGAAAGUGGGCCGUAUUACCGGUCUGGAUCCGGCCGGGCCACACUUCGAGGGUCUGCCGGCGUUUGACAGACUGUCUCCGGAUGACGCUCAGUUCGUGGACGCUGUCCACACCUUCACCGGCUCCAGCAUCAUGCCAGGAGUGGGAAUAAAGCAGAGCGUCGCUCACGUGGACUUCUACCCCAACGGAGGCUCCUUUCAGCCCGGCUGCAAGAUGCUGGACAUUUACAGCAACGUCUUCCAGUACGGCCUGCAAGGAGUUCCCAAGACCAUUAAAUGUGCCCAUGAGCGUGCCGUAAAACUCUUCACCGACUCCCUCAUCAACGCCAGCCAGCCCUUAAUAGGCUACCGUUGCCGUGACGACAGCGCCUUCAGCAGAGGCCUGUGUCUGGACUGCAAGCAGCUGCGCUGUAACACACUGGGCUUAGAUGUGCGGCACGAUCGACCAGGGAGGAGCGCUACAGGCCUGUACCUCAGAACCACACCCCAGCCGCCCUACAGAGUGUUUCACUAUCAGAUCAGAGUCCUGCUGAAGAACCUGAUCGAGCCGCUCGAGUCCUCGCUGUCCGUCACACUCCACGGCAUCGGAGGAGAGAGCCCAGAGCUACCCAUAAACCUGCAUCAGGAGAGCGGCGCUCUGAAGUCCUUCUCGUCUCUGCUGGCCGUGGCCUCGGAUCUGGGCCGGCUCCGCUCCGUGAGACUGGUCUGGAAGGGAGAUCUGGUCUGGUCCAGCUGGAUGAGUCGUGUCAGGAACAUCUUGAGCUGGAACAGCUCCGAUCGAGACCCUGAGCUCAGCGUCUGGAGGAUCUGCAUCAAAUCAGGAGAGAGUCAAGAGAAGACGUGGUUCUGCGGUUCUGCUGGAGGUUCUCGUCUCAGGAUCUCGGAGGAGCAGGAGUUCACACGCUGUCCGAUCAAACAUCAGAACACACACCGCAGCGCUUCAACCCAGUCUGUUUAUUAAUGCAGUUCAAGAACUCCAAAAAAAUUACAUCUCUUUAGACAAUACGUUCUGAAAUGUUACGUAAAAAUGUUCAAAGUGAACAAAAAUUUAGGUACUGUAUAAAACACAGUGAACAUUAACCAACAGCAGUUUUCUUUUUUUGUUCUGGUUUUUCAUUCAUUUCUCAAUUUUAAUGUUCGGCCUAUUUUCACCUACAACAUUUUUUCAGUGCACUUUUCUUCUAUGAAAUUUCACCAAGACUACGUAAAAAUAAAAAAAAAGUAAUAUACAGGCAAAUCUUCUUUAAUCCAGAGCGCCGAGCCGGUUUGUUCCUCUCGGUCGGCCCUGACUCACAAACGCUGAAACAAAAGAACAGUAUCAAAACCAACAGAAAUCCUCCAGUUACUGUACAGAGUUCACGAGAGACCAGUCCGUCUCCACGAUGAUGAAGAAGAUGAUGAAGGUGCGUUUCUGUCAGAGUCUGUAAACUAAACGUGUUAAUGUGACCGUGAGAAUCCUCCUCUUUCCCAGGAUGCUCAGUGAGUGCAGGUUUCUUCAUGAUCGUACGGUUAAACACAUUAAACUCAGGUCUGGGCUGCUCUUCAUGCACACGUUCCUCAGUGUUGGUGAAUGUGAGUGUAUGGCAAGCCUCUUCAACAUUGAAUCCCUACAACAUGCUAGUAUCUACACACACACUGCUAGCACUCUUUCACUAGUGCACAUCUUUACCUCUUUAAUAGAUAGUAGUACCUAGUUACUAAUACAUAUUUCAAAUGCCACUGGCAAGAUUUUUUAUUGUACUAGUAAGAUAUUUAAUCAUGCUCUACAGUGAGCAUUCGGACUAAAGGUACCUUGUUCAUUUUACUGGUCUUCUAUUAAGGUAAGAACAGUAACUAGUAACAAUUACAGACCUGGGGGGGGGGGCUGUUUUAGGGUUUAUUUAUUUUUCUGCUUACCAUAAUUGUUUAGUUAUUCUUUGCUAUUUAUUUAUUUUAUUUUUUUAUGCUAUUUAAGAAAAAAACCCUCUGGUACACUUUAAUUAAAACUCCAGGACACUUCUGCAUAGGGCUGGAUGAUACGAGCAAAAAUCAAUAUCUCUGUUUUGUUUUUGGCUGAUUUGCGCUAUAUGGCAGCCUAUAUCUCUGUGUGUUGUAUUUGGAUUAAACAAAGUGAAUGUAAUGUAGGCAAAUAUGUUAAAAUCACAUUACAGUGCAACAAUGCAAUCUAAAAACAAAACAGACAUAUUUUUAAAGCAGAAGUUAAAGUUACUAAACUAAAAAGGAAAAUAAUAAAAAGCACAGACUAAUUUAGUAAAAAGGCUAUUUUGAUUAAGCCAUUACAUUUUACAGUUAGAGCUAUCACACAAAUACACAUUAAUUGUCCAUCUACGAAUAUUUCAGCAAAAUGUUUAGUCAGAGUUAUUGUGCUCCUAUUUCAGCGCUCGUUCUGAAGAAGUCUCUGGAGAUUAGCGGAGAACUGCUGAAGCAAAAACUCAUGCACUUCUGACAGAAAAUACAAAUAUUGUCAUGUUUUUUUUUACAUUUACAGAUGGGGAAUAUACCUGUGCAACGCAAGUUAUGCGUUAAGGGAAACAGCCGAUCUCAAACACAUUAAACACCGCGUCUCUGUCCGCCUUUACUUUCUGUCAGAACUAUAAACUAUAGGCUACUAAGAGAGAAAUAAAAUACAGAAAUUAUUUAAUGGCAAAACAAAAAAAAAAUGUUCUGAUUGGUUGAACUCUUCAUGUUUUUCUGUUGCUUGUUUUGAACAGUACUCGUGGACAGCGGCGUCAUUAGAUUUUUUUUUUGCGUAAUGAAUCGUACCCGUUUAAAAACAUUAGUCACAUUACGAAUGCAUACUAAUCAGAGAUGAAGCUAAUAUCUGAAUGAUAGAUCCCCACAGAACUGGCAAUCUGAAAUUUGUUCCUAGAAACAUAAUAGUUACUAAUCACCACUGAAAUAUCUACUAUUAUCCUUAAAGGAGUCAUAUGAUGCAAUUUUAAGUUUUCCUUUCUCUUUGAAGUGUUCGUGAAUAGAUAAGAUCCCUAAAGUAGCAAAGACUAAAGUCUCUAACCCAAAGAGACUAAUCCAUGCCUCCUAAACUGCCUCACUUAAACACGCCCCAUGUCUACGUCACAUUGUGGGAAGAUUUGCCCAAAUGUUCACGCUAUGAAAGGUGGUGUAACUCUGAUUCUGUCUGCCGCCGUCACGUCGUGGAGAAUCAGUGUUUUUCUUUGAGAAAGCGAAGCUACAUUGUUUGGUCUUUCAAAAGAGGACACAGCUAGAAAUCAGUGGUUCAGUUGUGUUUACAACACUGUUCUAGAACAGUCCAACCCUAAUAUUCAGAUGUGUGCAGCACAUUUUAUGAGGACUGUUUCCUGAUCCUGAGAGAGAAGACAACAAUGUUCUGACUCUCAGCCUGUAAGUACCUUUAAAGAAGUAAAGGAUUUGACACUGAUGAUCAAGUUUAGAUCAGUGGUUCUUGAUUCCAGUCCUCGCGCCCCAUGCUCUGCAGAUUAGGAUGUUUCUCAUCGCUUCUGACAUCUGAUCUAAGUGCCCUGUGAAGUGGACGUCACAGGAUAUUCCCCCUUGAUUCCAGUUCAAAGUGAACGUAUAUGUUCUAUUUAAAGUGCACUGAACUAUGUGAGACAUGAAGUUAAUUUGUCUUUAUUUAGAGGUAUGUGAUGUCACACUUGUCCAUGUGUGAAGACGUUGUGCAGUGCAAAUCCAUGAAUGAAUGUUCGGAAGUGAGGUAAACUUCAACAGAUUCCCCUGCUCAGGGAGUAGGGAGCAAUGAACACUGUGUAGGGAGCAUGUCAAUGAGAACACAGUUGAUGAACGGAGCUCACUUCUAACGAGCUGAUGAAAUGAAUCAGGUGUGUUCACAGAGAGACAUGCAGAAUAUGCCUAGCUCGGGGCGUGAGGACUGGGGCUGAGAGCCGCUGGGGUAGAGUAGAGCUUGUUGUUUGUCGUUUCUCCCAUCACAAAAGGUUUUGGGUUUACACGACCUGAUGCAAUGCGUAAAAACACAGUAUAAGUCAUUAUAAUCAGUAAUUAUGUCCCCACUAGAUGCAACAAACGGCUCGUUUGCAAUGGGUUUUCAUGUUUUGUCUCUGUGCUCCUGGACACACAGCAGUGAGGGGCGUAACACUUCCAUCACACGCUUGAGGCAAUCAGCCAAUCGCAACGCACUGAACAGCUGGCCAAUCAGAGCACACCUCGCUCUUCAGGAUGACAAGCUUUGUAAAAAAAUCAAUGCAUUUCAGAAAGACAGCAUUUCAGAAGAUACGCAUUUUUUAAACCACAAACAUUUCAUACCAGAUUCUUUUCACACCAAAUACACACAAUAA